AUGAUUGAUGAACUCUUGGUCCACAUCUCUGCACCGACGACGCGACAAAGCGAUCAACUUUACCAGUCUUUGGCUGAGGCAUAUCUUGGAUUCGACCCACAUGGAAUCCGUCCUGGAAUUUCGCAACAAAACAAUGGAUCGAGUCCAUGUGCCCCAACCGGCUUGAAUGAUGCCGCAGCACCGGAUCGGAGCUCCUUUCGAGGUACCGCAGACACUUCGAUUAUAUCCGCCAGCAAAGACUCGUAUGGUAGCUUUCCAUCAUAUCCGUCUUUUGAUGGCGUAAAGGCUCCUACAGAUGGUGCUGGAAGGUUUGGCCAUGAUGGGGCGAAAGAAGACCUGUCACCAGUGUCUAGUCCACUUGCCCAACCAGAGCAUACAGAUCGCAACGAAAAAGGACAGCGAACUCUCAAAUUAAGCUCGAACCCUAGAAAUAUAUCAGAGGACCCGAUGCCCAGUAGUCCAGAUGACGUUGACAUGGGCUUUGUCGAGGAUUCACAAGUAGCUCCUGGGACACUCCCGAGUGAAUUGCAGGACAUCUAUUUAUUGGCCUCUGACGGAACUUCUGAGAUCGACCAAGAUGAAAAGCAUAUCCAAGACGACACUACAAACGGUGCCGUCCCGCAACGUCGACGAAGCUUGCGCUUGAAAGCGAUCAGUAGUACGGCAGGUGUACCAGAGCCUGCUUCAAAACCACCAGGGACGUCAUGUAGUUCUCCUACAAAACGCCAGGAAUCCGUGUAUUCUGAUGACGCUCCAAAACCAACACCAGCAUCACAGCAUGCAGAAAAUGUUCAAGAGACUCCUAUCGACACUCGCCAAUUCCUGCAACCUGUAGAUUUCUCCAAUCUUCAAAUCGACGCAUAUCCACCUGAACCAAAGGUUUCCACAGCGCGACCAGGUACUCUGCCAUCUCAAAUCACUGCACCCCUGGCAGCAAUCAAGGAGCAAAACCCGACACGGUUCAAGCCUAUCAGAAUACUGAACAAGCCAAAGGCUGAUGAUCGGGGAUAUUGGCUAGUCGGGUGCUCACACUGGCCAGCACAGCUUCAGCAGGUAUUCUGGACCAAAGUCUCCGAACAGGUGUCGAGCGGGAGGCUGGGCUGGGGGGUGACGCUGUACCGAGAGAGUUUCACUUCUCGGUCGCUAGGCAAGGUGAAACUAUACUGCUGGGGAGAGGUCAUAGAGCACAUGUGGCUGGUUUUGUGGCUUUGUUCCAAAGGACAAGUAUCUGGCUCUGGGCUCAAAUGGAUUGAUGCCGAUGGGAAUGAGGCCCUUGUAAUGUCGUAA
Messenger RNA from Exserohilum turcica Et28A, 1287 nucleotides. RefSeq lists its product as uncharacterized. The transcript has 2 exons. The record is from RefSeq and is a predicted model, not a curated record. Bases 1 to 1287 code for a protein of 428 amino acids. Lineage: Eukaryota; Fungi; Ascomycota; Dothideomycetes; Pleosporales; Pleosporaceae.